Corapipo altera (White-ruffed manakin) is the source of this 2321-nucleotide messenger RNA. Its product is annotated as 25-hydroxyvitamin D-1 alpha hydroxylase, mitochondrial-like. Gene Ontology annotation, biological process: C21-steroid hormone biosynthetic process; glucocorticoid biosynthetic process; cellular response to peptide hormone stimulus. NCBI's taxonomy places the organism in Eukaryota, Metazoa, Chordata, Aves, Passeriformes, Pipridae. Gene Ontology annotation, molecular function: iron ion binding; monooxygenase activity; oxidoreductase activity, acting on paired donors, with incorporation or reduction of molecular oxygen. The record is from RefSeq and is a predicted model, not a curated record. Gene Ontology annotation, cellular component: mitochondrial inner membrane.
AUGCCCCCCACCCUGCGCCCCCCAUUCCGGGCUGUCCUGUCCCACUCCCUGCCCGAGCCGGGGGUCCCGCGGCGUCCCCCGGCCCCCCCACGCCCCCGGGGCCUGGCGGAGAUGCCGGGGCCGAGCUCCUCCUCCUUCAUCUUCGAGCUGCUGGCCGGGGGGGGGGUGCGGAGGCUGCACGAGAUGCAGGUCCACGGCCGGGCGCGGUUCGGGCCGCUCUGGAAGGCCCGGUUCGGGCCGGUGCUCACGGUUCACGUGGCCGAGCCCGCGCUCGUGGCUCAGGUGCUGCGCCAGGAGGGGCCCGACCCCUCCCGCGCCCUCCGCUGCCCCUGGAAGGACCACCGGACCCUCCGGGGGGUCCCGGGGGGGCUCCUCACACUGGAGGGGGAGGCCUGGUGGGGGUCGCGGCGGGUCCUGGCCCGGGGGCUGCUGCUGCCGGGAGCGGCCGAGGCCUUUGCUGGCCCGGUGGCGGUGGCGGUGGCCGAGCUGGUGACGCGGCUGCGGCGGCUGAGGCGACGCCACCCUGGGGGGGUCGUGUCCGACAUCGGCACUGAGUUCAACCGCUUCGGCCUCGAGGCCAUCUCCUGGGUGCUGUUCUCCUCCCGCCUGGGCUGCCUGGAGGACAACGGGGACCCCGAGGCCACCGAGGCCACCGAGGGUGUGAUCCGGUGUGUGGGGGCGGUGCUGGCACUGACCCUGGUGACGAUGGCACUGCCCAGGCCCCUCCUGCGCCUCGUCCCCGCGCCCUGGGACGCCUUCUGCCGAGCGUGGGACCAGCUCUUCGCCUUCGCCAAGGCACACGUGGACCGUCGCGUGGCCGCGGUGGCAGCGCGGGGGCUGCUGGCCCAGGGGGACACCUGUGUCACUGACCUACUGGCCCGGGAGCGGUUCCCCAUGAGCAGCAUCUACGGGAACGUCACCGAGCUGCUGCUGGCGGGGGUGGACACGGUGGCCAGCACGCUGGCCUGGAGCCUGUACGAGCUGGCCCGGCACCCGGGGGCACAGGCGGCCCUGUACCGAGAGCUGGUGGCCGCCACUGCCACCGACGGUGUCACCAACGGUGUCACCAACAGUGUCACCAACGGUGUCACCGGCAGUGACGGGGCCGGCGCCGGUGCCACCGCGGCCGCGCUGCGACGGCUGCCACUGCUGAGGGCGGUGGUGAAGGAGACACUCAGGCUGUACCCUGUCAUCCCGGCCAACGCCCGCGUCGUCCCCGACCGCGACAUCCGCGUGGGCGAGUACCUGGUGCCGCGCCAGACCCUCAUCACCCUCUGCCACUACGCCACGUCCCGCGACAGCCGCUUCUUCCCGGCGCCCGACACCUUCCACCCGGAGCGCUGGCUGCGCCACCGGGACCCCGGGGACGGCUUCGGGGACACCCCGGGGGACCCCAGUGACACCCCCGGUGCCACUCCCGGCCCCGGGCACCCCUUUGCCUCGCUGCCCUUCGGCCUCGGCCCCCGGAGCUGCGUCGGGCGCCGCUUGGCCGAGCUGCAGCUGCACAUGGCGCUGGCACAGAUCCUGCUGCAGUUUGAGGUGCGUCCAGAGCCCGGGGGGGGCCGUGUGACCCCCAUGACCCGAACCCUGCUGGCCCCCGGCACCCCCAUCGGGCUGCGCUUCCUCGAGCGGUGACACGGGGACACCGAGGACACUGGGAACAGCAGGGACAUUGGGGACACCAGGGACAUCAGGGACAUCGGGGACACCGGGAACACCAGGGACACCGGGGACACCGGGAACACCAGGGACACCAGGGACACCGGGGAUGUUGUGGACACCGAGGACCCCAGGGCCAUCAGGGCCAUCAGGGACUCUGUGACAUUGAGGACACCGGGGACACUGAGGAUGUUGGGGACAGUGGGGAGGCCUCGACCCCAGUGGUGACCUCACCAGCCCCCAGUGGUGGCCUCGACCUCGGCGGGGACCCCUCCCCCCGUGGCGUCCCCAAUGCCAUCGUGUCCCCCAUCCCAGGGGUCCCUGACCCUCAUGGGGACUCCAGACCUGGUGGUGACCCCGCCCCUGCAGUGGCCUUGCCCCCCUAGUGACAGUGACUGUGACACAGCCCCGAUCCUGGGGGGUGGCCUUGACCCCAGUGGUGGCCCCAACCCCACGGUGGCCUCAAUGACCCCGAUGGUGGCCUUGACCACAGCUGUGUCCCUGCCCCUGUGGUGGCCUCAGUGACCCCGAUGGUGGCCCCCCCAACCCCGUGGUGACCCCAGCACUGCUGGUGGCCGUCCCCUCCCCCUUUUCUCUCCCCCCCUCCCCCGGUGAUUCCGGGUUUAUUUAUUGGCCAAUAAAGUGAUUUUGGUACCUCUGGA